UGCAGACCAGUGCUGUUGUAGCAACACUCGUCCAGUGUUGCCAGUUCAUAGUGGCUUCGUCUUCUUAGUGAGAACGUAUUGUGAACUCUUUGGUAAACUCUCUGUGCUUGGACCGAAGUGUUUUGUGUGAUUUGUGACACGAUGAAGUUCUACAUAGUCUACCUGGCGCUGUGCUCCCUGACACACGCGGUGUACAUCAGCCGCAUGUCGUCUGUAAACCGGCUGCGGGCCCCCACGCCGUUCCGGCCCGGGCUGAACCUGCAGCGACCCUGGGGACACACCAGGCUAGUGCAGGCCGCCUCGCACAGGGCCCCCUAUGUACUUUAUAGAAAGUCCCCUCAAAGGUUUGCCGUAAAGCAUCUAGCUCCAUCAGCGACACGCAACAUGUUCGCGAGUGGGCCCUGGAAGACGACGGGUCGUCUCCCGCCCCUGGCCCCAGUCACCCCGGAGUACGAGUUCGUGAAGGCAGCUUCCUCGGCCCCGGUGGUGCACACUGACGGUGGUACAGGUGCGAUUCACACCAUACCAGCACCCAACCUCAGCCUGUCAGAGAAGCCGAUUGUGGUCAUCGAGACUUCAGAUAACCCUGUCUCCGAACAGCCUAGACCAACAUACGAAGUAACAGAAAAAUAUCCGGAGCCUGAAUACAGCGUCGCCAAAAUCGAAUCGCCCAUAGGAUUCUCAAAAACACAAUCCUUCACAACCCCGGAGCUGCAGACGCUGAUACGAAACGGCGCGGCCCUACAACUGGCGGCAGAAUACUCCCUGCCUGCCAUCAGCAUCAAUCAGCACCAGGCCAUACAACACAAAGCCGUGCAGCACCAAUAUCCGCUGCAGAGCGCUUUGCCAACACAGCAAGACUUGAUAAACACAGGAGCUGAAGGCUUAUUCAUACCACCAAACGCUUUAUACCAGCAAAAUCCGAUGUUCCUGCAGAAACUUCAAACCCAACUGCUUCAGCGUUUCCCUUCAGUGGAAUUCAUUCCUUAUGCAGCCGAAACGCCAAGCCAAACGCACAUACAGCCCGAAGCUUCACAGAUCCACGCACAAGUUGUACAUCCGCAAAUGUUUCACCCUCAAGUGGUGCACACGCAAGUUAUUCACCAACAAGAACUACAACCACAAAUGAUACUCCUUGAAAACGAACAAUUGGACGCGCCAUCAGUGCCACAACGUAAUGAGCCGAAGACGGUAGUGCAGAGAGAGGUACAAGAAAGUUCUGUAGUUACACUAGUUCCUCAGGCGUUUGUUGCACCCAAUACGACAGUAAAACAAGUGGCAGAAACACCACCUUCAGUGCCAGAAAAUAUAACAGUAGAACUAGUAGCAACUGAAACACAACCACCCACAACGACUGUGAAAUACAUCAUCGAAAGCAAUGCGGAACAGAAUACAACUCCCAUUUAUUAUGCACAGAUCGGUCAGAGUGUAGGCAGUGUUAUAGCAAACGGAUUCUACUCCGCUCUAAAUGAAGUCCGAGCGGCUGCAGCACUAGCUCAAGAAGAACAAUCCCCAGUCUAUAAAGCUCCCGAAAAUGUUACCAGUACAACUAACAGCCCAGAUUUGCAACAAUACUUUGUACAAAAUGAUGAAAAAACUGAGAACAAAACUGAAUUGAAACCACUUUUAGGGGUUCCAUUCUCAAAAUCAACAGAUUCUGUGAACGUGGCGUACACUUUAGUUAGGGCAGAUGAUAAUCCAACCAAAGUAAAUAAAGAAGGAGCCGUGUAUGCAGGACAAAUUGUCGAAGCUACUAUUACAGAGGAUCACGAUUUCAACAAAGAGAAGGCUAGUAUGAUUUCUCGAAGGGCACCUAUCAGACUGUUUGCAGUGAAUACUGAUGCAAAAAAUAUUGCCAGUUCAGCGAAUACGCUGCCAAAAGUAACUGUGGUAAAAGCAAAAAUUCCCCCAAAGAGCAAAUUAACAUUUGAUGACAAGACGGGAGAGCCAAUUUUGAGGAUAUACGCCAGUUAUGUUGACAAUCCAAAUCUGAAAGACGCAGUGGUAUCAAAACUUUCGAGUCUCAAACAAGUAAAAGACGCAGUAACCAGAAAAGAAACCGUUGACAACUGGAAGUCGUCGACUGUGAAGUCGGUUGACAAAACCCAAGGCUUCGACACCAACCAGGUGACGCAAUUCGGACUCAAGCUCAGAGAACGAAAUGAUUACUACGAACCUUUCUUCGAAGAUUAUGAAGACUUGUAGUUUAGAUUUUUUUAAUUUUUUUUUGUUGAGAAGUUCGAAUUUUAAUAAUAGGUAGCUCAUGCAAAAUAAUUUUGAAGUAAUAGAAGAUAGCAAUAUUGGUGCAUUUGAGAAAAUAGUAAAAAAUAAAAAAUAGCUAUUGUAAUAUUAGCGUUGUUUUCAAAGAGCAAAUUCUCAUUUCUCAUAAUGCCCAAAUAAAAAUAUUUUUUGGUGAUAAAUACACAUUCGAAGUAUACGAAGUUGACAAGAACUAGCACUAAAUAUACAUUUAUUUAUUACUAACUACCUACUGUCAACAAACAGUAUUCAAAUUAUUUAUUUAAAUUCAUAAAAAUGAGCUCAAAUUAUUUUUAGAUGAAAUAAUUCAUAUUGUGUAAACUCAUGUAAAUAUGCAUUUUUGUUUGAGUAAAGUAAUACUUACUAGUAAGUAGAUUGUAAUUAAUUGUAAGUAAAAAAUGGCCAUUUUAUCAGUUCUUUAACAAUAACAAUCAAAGAAAAGCGAAGAAGUGAUAAAAUCAACCAUUUAUUUAAAAGUUAAGUAAGGUAAGAAUAAUUGUUAUUUAUUUAUAUAAAUGCCAAAUUGUUAUUCAAAUUAAAACAAUGUAACUUUACAGUU
Molecule: messenger RNA, 2818 nt
Organism: Helicoverpa zea (corn earworm)
Lineage: Eukaryota; Metazoa; Arthropoda; Insecta; Lepidoptera; Noctuidae
Exons: 8
Coding region: 142-2205 (687 amino acids)
Source: RefSeq, a predicted model, not a curated record